CAUGGCCGUUCAGCAACUCAACUGGCUGCCCCCAACCUUCAAGCCAAAGACCUCCACCCGCCUAUCCAGGCGCAAGCGCCCGUAAUAGCCCACCAUGUCUCCGUGCCGGAUCAGCCCAACUUUGCAAGGCCGCCGACGCCGGUUCUUUGCAAGAAUAAGUCUGCGCGUAUUGAAUGCGUCCGUCGCGACGUUAUACAUAUGCAAGCCUACGCACCCCGCAACCGCAACAAGCCUCAAAACGCUCCUAACCAACAGAUCGCACCGUUGAGCUUACCAGAUUCACUAUACUAUCGCAUCAGCCAGGACUGCUUCAUUUGCGCAUCUGGACUGGUCCUCCGCUUUCAAGACGGCUCAUCCGCGAAAGCCCCACUGAGGCGACUCACGGUGGAAGCCCCGCGCUUGGACGGUUGA
Alternaria burnsii is the source of this 411-nucleotide messenger RNA. RefSeq lists its product as uncharacterized. The annotation marks the transcript as partial. NCBI's taxonomy places the organism in Eukaryota, Fungi, Ascomycota, Dothideomycetes, Pleosporales, Pleosporaceae. The transcript has a single exon. The record is from RefSeq and is a predicted model, not a curated record.